Messenger RNA from Xylaria bambusicola, 2866 nucleotides. RefSeq lists its product as uncharacterized. The record is from RefSeq and is a predicted model, not a curated record. Lineage: Eukaryota; Fungi; Ascomycota; Sordariomycetes; Xylariales; Xylariaceae. Bases 418 to 2187 code for a protein of 589 amino acids. The transcript has 4 exons.
CUCUCUGUGCCCAACUUCGCUUCUUCCCUCCUUUUUCUCUGCCCAACAACGCUUUGUUUCUGCCCAACAAUCAUACCUGACGCCCCUCCACUCUAUCUUCAUCCUCUGCCAUACUCACAACAGGCCCCCUCAAAGCCCUCGACGCCUUCUCACACACUCACACACAUAUUACAUAUUACCACUGCCUUCUUGCUGUUAUUAUCCCAAUAUUACACGACAGUCGGCCCUCCACCCACAGGAUCCCAGACCUCAGGCCGUAUUCCCUUCAGGUGCUUCAGGUGUUACCACAUCCACGGAACUCUUGCUACCUGCAACCCCCUUGGUCGUCGACAUAUCCGUCUCACACAGCCCAUAGGAUUACCACAUCAGUGUUCUCGACGGUUGAGCAUCCAGUCUCACGUAAACCGCAAGAAAUUGAUGCCCUUGAUUUUGCCACAGGAUCAGGACCACUUUGAUAUCCCAGGGGACAUGGCCACAAUGCUUGCCUCACGAGACAGUAUGGCUGCAUUCAACUCCUUAGAUCUGGACGAUGUCCACACUCCCGCGAGUGACUAUAGCACAUACUCCCAGGGAAACAUGCUCUCUACUGCCAGCGGACAUUUCAUUUAUUCUCAAACAGCACAUACAGACCUAAAUGGUUCAGUAUGGGACACUCCAACAGAAGGCACACAGGACUUUCAUGGAGAUGAAGAUUUCCAUUUUACAUAUGGACAGAUUACUCCCAGAGGACAGGACCAGAAUGAAACACUAGAUGACAUGACUAGCAAAUGGAUUGCCACAGAGCAGGCGAUGCCUGCACCUGAGCCCAUGAGACGUAUUAGCUCUCAAAGCUCGUCCAGGAGUUCUAAGCACAGGACUGUCAAGGCCUCUUCACACAAGAGCCGUCCUCGCAUACUCUCAACUGUGUCCCAAGGCCAACCCUUGCCUGAUUUUGAUAUUACUGGCAAUCCGUCAGUGGAUGGAUAUCUUCUUCAGGAUGACGCCCAGUCUGUGACUUCGUCCACCAUGUACUACCCGUUGUCCAUGAGUGUCGGCCUGCCCAUGGACGGCUUACCUACAGAUGGAAUUUCGUAUUCCCCCUCGCUGCUAGCGUCAGGUUUGGCGCACCAGCAUAUUGAUCCUGUACACAUGCAGUUGAAAUUCGACCCAAGCGUCGCAGGUAAUUCUCCCAGUGCUUCGUGGGGUUCUCUUAGCCCAGAGUCCCGCAUCUCUUCGCCCGGAGUUCCCGAGGAUACAUGGUCUUCUUCAGUUCCCAUAGGUUCGUCGCCAACACACACUAAUGACUCUUCUCCAGUCAUGGACGGCACGUCGCCUAGCCUUGAUCGCCAAAUGGGCAUGAUGACCACUGAUGAUCUCAAUGGACACAUACUUGCGGAAGAUAUGUUCGCUCUACCACCCUCCUUUACCCGUCGUUCGAGUGGUGAGGGAGAAUCUUCCGCCAGGGAUCACCCCUUGUAUAAGAAUGCGUUCCCAAAGCCCGAUGGACUUUUCCACUGUCCAUGGGAGGGCCAGGCCAGCUGCAACCACAAGCCCGAGAAGCUCAAGUGCAACUAUGACAAAUUCGUUGACUCCCACCUCAAGCCAUAUCGAUGCAAGGCAGAGGCUUGCGAGAAUGCCCGAUUCUCGUCUACCGCGUGUCUUUUGCGCCAUGAACGAGAGGCACAUGCCAUGCACGGUCACGGCGAUAAGCCUUAUCUUUGCACAUACGAAGGAUGCGAACGUGCCAUUCCAGGGAACGGAUUUCCGCGCCAAUGGAAUCUAAGAGACCAUAUGCGUCGUGUACACAAUGACAAUGGCAACUCCCUUGCCGCACAUACAGGUCCCUCUCAAACCAGCCACGCAUCUUCGACUCAUUCAGCCAAGGGUCGAAAGCGAAAGAGCAAGGACUCUGUGGACUCCAGCUCUAGUAGUCGCAAGCAGGCAUCCAAGUCAGCUCAAGCAGCUGAAGCCGCCGCCGCUGCCAAGGCCGCUGAGCAACCUCUAAUUGAUGAAUGGUACCAGCACCAAAAGGCCCUGCAAACGUACUUGCAGGCAUACAACAGCCCGGAUGCCUUCGAUCAUGUCCACACACUUGGUGAUGCCACAGACCACAUGGAAGCCAUGGGAAAGAUUUCAAAGAAAUUGCUCCAGACCAAGAAGAGUGCUCGGGAGACGUAUCGACGAUCGUACGGACACCACACUGGGUAAAUGAACUGGACAUAAUCACAUCACUCGCCACUUCACUCGUUGCACACCCAACAUCUUCGUUCUGCGAUCAAGCGCCCAAUGUGAGCUAACUCAGCCUUUGGGUUGCAAGUGCACAUGAUACCUAUUCCUUCCUACCUGGCCUGUUGGCCGGAUGUGGAAACUUGUAGCAGUGUCUCAUCAGCGAUGGUCGCUGAACCGAAUGGAUCGGUAGUAGACUAAGGACCACGGGACUACAGCCCCUUGCUGUAGAGCAUUCUGGAUUCAAACCAGGAAGCCCAAAGAAAGAUGCCCCAGGCCCGGGGCGGGAAAACCGGAACCACAGGUCAUCAAUCGCUAUCCGGGAUCAGCGAUAGUGACCUGCCUACUAGGAGAGGAACCAGCGCCGCGGUGGCAGCUGUAUUUUUUGUCGUUGAUUGCUGAGUGAUAUUCAUCCUAGGAGGCCCAGAGAUUCUUGACGUUUUUGCAAUUGAACUAUCGGUUGUGAGACCCAUGGCUAAGCUAAUGACAGCUAUCUCGGUCGCUUCCGCUCUUUCGUGCUGGGGAUUUUUCGUUUAUUUAUGAUUUGCUUUGUUUAUUUACAGGUCUGCAUGCAAAUGCGAUAUGGAUGUUACUUGGACUGGGUGUUUACUCAUAUUGGUUUUGUUUGGAAUGGCGUUUCUUGUUGGAUUAUGACAUGAGC